Rubroshorea leprosula is the source of this 2800-nucleotide messenger RNA. The record is from the annotation of a GenBank genome assembly. Lineage: Eukaryota; Viridiplantae; Streptophyta; Magnoliopsida; Malvales; Dipterocarpaceae.
CUUUUGUUCAAUUUGAUAAUGAGUCAUUAUAUGAGGCAUGGGAAAGAUUUAAAGUAUUGCUUAGGCAAUGUCCAAAUCAUGGUUUACCUGUUUGGCUCCAAAUGCAAACUUUUUAUAAUGGUAUGACUCAUCCUAAUCGUUCUAUAAUUGAUGCAGCUGCAGAGGGUAAUCUUAUGAAUAAGACAGAGGAGGAUGGUUAUAAGCUGUUAGAUGAAAUGGCCUCUAAUAGCUAUCAAUGGACUAAUGACAGAGCUACCAAAAAGGGAGUUGGUUUACAUAAUGUUGAUGCUUUUACUUCUUUAUCUGCUCAAAUUUUUGCUUUGAAUAAAAAGUUAGAUAAUUUAGGAGCAUCAGCAAUGAGUAUUUCAUCUAAUAGUUGCUGUGAAUUGUGUGGGCAAUUUGGUCAUGCUAGUGUUGAAUGUCAAGUAGGCAAUUCAGUUCAAUCUUCUAAUGAGCAAGCUAAUUUUGUUUCUUCUGGUGGUAGGUCUAAUUUUAAUCCAUACUCCAACACCUACAAUCCAGGAUGGAGGAGCCAUCCUAAUUUUUCAUGGAGUAAUAAUCAAGUCAGAAUACCAUCAGGUUUUCAGCAACAAAAUAAACAAGAAAAGAAGACAAAUUUGGAGGAGUUGGUGCACAAAUUUGUUAGUAGUACAGAAGCACGGUUUCAAAAUCAAGAAAUAAGGUUUCAAAAUCAAGAUGCUGCUAUUCGGAACAUAGAAACGCAACUUGGACAGAUUGCUGAUAUGGUUUUUGGAAGAGUUCAAGGGGGUUUGCCAAGCAAUAGUGAAAAGAAUCCAAGGGAGCAAUUAAAGGCUAUCACUUUGAGGAGUGGGAAAGAACUUAAAGAGGUAGGACAAUCUAAUGGGAAAGAAGAAGGUGUGGAAGCUGGUGAAUCAAAGCAAGAGGAGGAGCCUAAAAGACUCUUUCAUGAUCCGAAUGUCAAGCCUUAUAAGCCAAAAAUCCCUUUUCCUCAAAGAUUUUUGCAAGCUAAUUUAGACAAGCAGUUUUCUAAAUUUUUAGAGGUGUUUAAAAAGUUACAUAUUAAUAUUCCUCUUAUUGAUGCUAUUUCGCAGAUGCCAAGCUAUGCAAAAUUUUUGAAGGAGAUCCUUGUCAAUAAAAGGAAGUUAGAGGAGUUCGAGAUGGUGAAGUUAAAUGAAGAAUGUUCUGUUAUUCUUCAGAAUAAGUUACCUCCUAAGUUGAAGGAUCCAGGGAGUUUUUCUAUUCCUUGUAUUAUUGGGAAACUUAGUCUUAGAAUACAUGACGAGGAGAUUGUUUUUAAUGUGUUUGAUGCUAUGAAAAAUUGUGAUCAUGAUGGCAGUGCUGUUUUAAGGAUUGAUGUGGUAGACAAUGUAGUGGCUGAAAAUUUUAAUGCUUCUAGAUUAGAUGAUCCUAUUGAUAAUUGCAUUGUUAAUGCUUUGGAUGUGAAAGUUGAUAGUGUAGACAAUAACAUUUUGGAGGCAGCAGCUAUUCUUGGGGAAAAAUGCCAUAGGCAGCCACAAAAAGGAGGGAAUUUUCUACCCUUAGAUGCACCGUCCACUGUGACAGCCAAGUCAUCCAAAGAGGAGCCCCCUACUCUUGAAUUAAAACCUCUUCCUUCUCAAUUAAAGUAUGUUUAUUUGGGUGAUUCAAAUACCUUACCUGUUAUAAUUUCUGCUUCUUUGACAGGAAUAGAGGAGAAGAAACUCUUAAGGGUGUUGCGAGAACACAAAGGAGCUAUAGGAUGGAGCAUAGCGGAUAUCAAAGGAGUUAGCCCUUCGGUUUGCAUGCAUAAAAUUCUGUUGGAGGAGGGGCACAAGUCGAUUGUUCAGCCUCAAAGACGCCUUAAUCCUAACAUGCAAGAGGUGGUCAAAAAGGAGGUAAUCAAAUGGUUGGAUGCAGGUAUUAUUUUUCCUAUUUCUGAUAGUACUUGGGUGAGUCCUGUGCAAAUUGUGCCUAAAAAGGGUGGGACAACUAUGGGUGUGGUGGUUAAAUUUUUGAAGAGUAAUAUUUUCACUAGAUUUGGCACACUUAGGGCUGUUAUUAGUGAUGGAGGUAAACACUUCUGUAAUAGGCAAUUUGAAAAUUUAUUGGCUAAAUAUGGUGUUACCCAUAAAAUUGCUACUCCAUAUCACCCUCAAACAAGUGGACAAGUUGAGGUGUCUAAUAGGGAAUUGAAAAGAAUUUUGGAAAAAACAGUUAACUUGUCUAGGAAAGGUUGGUCACUCAAAUUAGAUGAUGCACUUUGGGCUUAUAGGAUAGCUUACAAAACUCCAAUAGGUAUGUCUCCUUAUAGGUUGGUUUUUGGUAAGGCUUGUCAUUUUCCUGUGGAACUUGAGCAUAAGGCAUAUUGGGCUAUUAAAUACUUGAAUUUUGAUUUGAAAGAUGCAGGUGAACAUAGAAAAUUGCAGUUGAAAGUAUUGGAGGAAUUACGACUUGCUGCCUAUGAGAAUGCCAAGAUCUACAUGUGCACAAGAAAGAGUUUCAUGUGGGUGACAAGGUUCUUCUUUUCAAUUCUCGACUGCGACUCUUUCCAAGUAAGUUGAAAUCCCGAUUCAGUGGUCCUUUUGUGGUGACUAAGGUUUCCCCUUAUGGAGUUGUUGAAAUUUCACAUGAUACUAAGGGAACGUUUAAGUUUGUUCUUUGACAUUUUCUUUUUAUUCAAUUCUUUUAUUCAUUUUCUUUUUUCUAAUUUUGGCUGGGUUAGCUUUUUAUUACCCUUUUUGCAGCAGUUUAGACAACUAUAACAAGAACUUUUGGCUCUAGAGGAACACAUUGCAUGUCUACAACAGGAAGAGCAAGAUAGGGGAGUAUUGUCUUUCUU